Molecule: messenger RNA, 2533 nt
Organism: Catharus ustulatus (Swainson's thrush)
Lineage: Eukaryota; Metazoa; Chordata; Aves; Passeriformes; Turdidae
Gene: RILPL2
Product: Rab interacting lysosomal protein like 2
Exons: 4
Coding region: 13-654 (213 amino acids)
Biological process (GO): cilium assembly
Cellular component (GO): cytoplasm; ciliary basal body
Molecular function (GO): protein dimerization activity
Source: RefSeq, a predicted model, not a curated record
GGUGCGGCGGGCAUGGAGCGGGGCCGGGACGGGGAGGAGGAGCUGGAGGAGGAGGAUGAGGAUGAGGAGGAGGAGGAUGGCGGCCCGGAGAGCGCCCUGGAGAAGAGCCCGUUCCAACUGACGGCCGCGGAUGUCUACGACAUCUCCUCGGUGGUGGGCCGGGACCUGCUGCAGCUCCGCGCCGGGCCGCAGCUGCCCGCCGCCCGCGCCCGGCUGCAGUUCAGGAUCGUCAGGGUGCUGGAGAUGCUGGAAGCGCUGGUGAGCGAGAGCAGCGUGGCCGAGGAGCAGCUGCGGAGAGAGCGGGACAGCCUCCGGAGGGAGCUGGAGCAGCUGCGGGCGGCGGCCCGGGGGAGCGACCCGCAGCCCAGCAGCCUUGGACCAGAUCAAAUGGUGAUAGACCUCACAGACCCCAACCGGCCCCGGUUCACCCUGCAGGAGCUCCGAGAUGUAUUGCAGGAGAGGAACCAGCUGAAAGCUCAGCUUCUGGUGGUGCAAGAGGAGCUACAGUGCUAUAAGAGUGGGAUCAUCUCACAGAAAAGGGACCAAAGUGAAGAACUGGAAAAAGCAGCCAGUGGCAGCAGUGCUGGCAGCAGCAAGAACAGUGAAGAGAAGACAAUCAUCAAACGGCUGUUUUCUUUUAAACAUGGAAAAUGAGUAUCCUCAAGGACUUAACUGCUGCUGGUGAGAAUGGCACUGCUGGGCCUCAGAGGCAUUGGCAAAGACAAUGGCUGGAAGCAGCAGCAUCACUCCUGCUGUAGAGAAUGAGCAAUCUCAUUUCAAUCACGUUGUAUAAUAUUCUCUCAGAAUAGAUCUUACUCUGUUUUUUCAGAAACUGUUUGAAACAUACUUUUUAUAUUUCUUACUGUCAGACAUUACCCACAUGUAGAAAAUAAAACAUUUAUACAAAGUUGUGGUUUAUUCUUAUUAAAAGAGCCUGUGAUGAUCUGUACUACAGCACACUUACCCUGUCCAGGUGUCAAAACAUUCAGCCCAAAUGAUUUUGUGAGAUGAAGGUAAGUUUAGAGAGACAUGCCAUUCAUGAGUGGUUGUUUGGGGGUGAGAUGAACAGGGGAGAAAAGCACAGUAAAGGAAGAAAAGCUGCUGCACUUGGGCUCUGCCCACAUGAGGACUGAGGUGCAGGCAAUGCUCAGACUGGAACAGAUGCACCAAACAUUUCAUUUCUGACAGCUAAAAGUCUCCUGUGCUAGGCAGUUGUGUUUUGCAUAAGCUCUGUUCUUUCAAUCACCUGCCACAAGCUGUGUGUUGGCCCCAGUAAUCAGAUUUAGCACCAGUGGAAGCAUAUAGGGCAAACAGAGGAGUGGGAAAAGAAGCUUGAAAGACACCAGUUAGGUUCUCCAUUUAGAAAGGGAGAAUAUCCAGAGCAGAAAAGUCUGAACAGACAUAAAAGCAGCAGUGACAGGUAUCAAACUGUGAUCUUACUCUCUUUAGAAAUAAAAGCAGGCUCUGAAGUCCUUUGAUUCCCUCUCCUACACUGGCAGCAUGAAGAAUAUAGGACAGCUCACACGUGCUCAGCUGCACAAGGUGAAUGUGGCUCAGCAGAAGGCAGAGCUGCAGCUCCCUUCAGAGGGCAGGAACAACUGUCUGUGAGCAAGGCCACACCACAGAGGCUGACCUGAGCCAGCUGGUUCAGCCAGGGCACAGAACCACUCAAGUCCUUUUGCCAUCUUCAAAAUAUCAGCAAGCCUUGGCCAUGCCCUCAUUGUGUAUUUCCUAGAGCAUGGCAGCAGGGAGGGCAGUUACUGCAUUGCCUGAGCAGAGAUUCUGUACACAGAAAAAUUAAACAAAGAAACAAUCAAUCAGCAACAGCCAGGAUACAGCUCUGAGCUGGAGAGAGAUGCUUACAUGUGAUCUGAAUUCCAUCCUCUUCCAUGGUUUAUCCAGGGAUGUGUUUUCCAAUCUUUAAAAAAAGCAGUUUAGCUCCCAACCCAAGGGUAUUUUUCCCUGUGACACCUUAUUAAAAGAUGAAGCCUUCCUGUGAGACACAGAUAAAUAUCCAAAUGACAUGUCCUGUGAGCAGUACAUUUACAUAGGUUUAUAGAUGUCUAUAUGUGUUCCUAGAAAAGUAAAGGAUACAUAAGCAGUGCAACAUGAGCUUUAUUUCCAUCCUCCAACGCAGUGCUACUCAAUUACCAGUUAAGCUUUCAGAGAAGACAUUUUCCUUUUAUGUAAAACAGGGAGAUCUUCCCCCCCUUUCUUGUUUACAAAAGUGAUGCUGAAGUACAGAGGUUUUAAGCUAUUCAACCUGAUAGAGAACAAGUAAAUGUUUAAAUAAAAUAAACAAAAAAUUAUUCCAAUUUUGACUUGAGGGAAGUGCUUUAGUUUAACAGGACACUGUACACAUUGCUGAGGUCUCUGUUACUGAGACCAGAGAAAAAUCAGUGCCAACUCAGACAAGUUGGCCAAUGAGGCUUACCUGAAAUAGAACAGGUCUCCAGUUAAUUCUUCAGAAAUGGGAAAAUACCCAGGCUUGCUCUGACGAGUUUGCCUUAUGUGAAGCAGUAAAUAAUAUAAA